This is a messenger RNA of Vigna angularis (adzuki bean), 1741 nucleotides long. RefSeq names its product exosome complex component RRP45A-like. NCBI's taxonomy places the organism in Eukaryota, Viridiplantae, Streptophyta, Magnoliopsida, Fabales, Fabaceae. Gene Ontology annotation, cellular component: cytoplasmic exosome (RNase complex); nuclear exosome (RNase complex). The record is from RefSeq and is a predicted model, not a curated record. The transcript is spliced from 5 exons. Gene Ontology annotation, biological process: nuclear polyadenylation-dependent mRNA catabolic process; U5 snRNA 3'-end processing; nuclear mRNA surveillance. Bases 78 to 1424 code for a protein of 448 amino acids.
UUUCCUAAUACCCACGCGCAGUGAGUCAGAAUAGGUUUGCCCUAAAACCCAAAUAUUGAGAAGCAGAGGUAUCGGAGAUGGAGCAGAGGCUAGCAAACAGCUGGCGAAUGCCUCUCAACGACAACAAAUUCAUCGAAGCGGCUCUCCUGUCGGACCUACGUGUCGACGGCCGCCGCCCCUCCGACCACCGCAAGCUCACCAUCAAGCUGGCCAAGCAAGACGGCUCCGCGGAGGUCCAUUUGGGCCAAACCCACGUCGUCACCUUCGUCUCCGCCCAACUCGUUAGGCCAUACAAAGACAGGCCCAACGAAGGCUCCCUCUCCAUCUUCACCGAGUUCUCUCCCAUGGCCGACCCCUCCUUCGAACCCGGCCGCCCAGCGGAGUCAGCCGUCGAGCUGGGCCGCGUCGUCGACCGCGGCCUGCGCGAAAGCCGUGCCAUCGACACUGAAUCGCUCUGCGUACUCUCCGGCAAACUCGUAUGGGCCAUUCGCGUCGAUAUCCACAUUAUCGACAAUGCCGGAAAUCUCGUUGACGCUGCCAAUAUCGCGGCGCUGGCUGCACUGCUGACGUUCCGACGGCCGGAAUGCUCGCUGGCCGGGGAAGACGGCCAGGAAGUGGUGGUGCAUCCUCCUGAAGAGCGCGAUCCGAUACCGUUGAUUAUACAUCAUCUCCCGAUUGCCAUUACGUUUGGGUUUUUCAGCAUUGAAAAUCUCCUCGUGAUAGAUCCGACGAAUGAAGAAGAGUGUGUGAUGACAGGACGCAUGACUGCGACGCUUAAUUCAAACGGCGACGUUUGUGCUAUUCAGAAGGCUGGUGGAGAGGGUGUAUCUCAGAGAUUUAUCAUGCAUUGCUUGAAACUUGCUCAUUCUAAAGCUAUUGAUAUUACAACUAAGAUUAAGGAUGCUGUUGAAGUACACAACAACGAAAGGGCGUUGCGGAAGAUUAAGCGGCACCCUUCGUCUGUUGCUAUGGAUGUAGGUGGUGCUCCAGCUGGAAUAGGUGAAAAACAAAAUCAAUUAGUUGGAGUUGAGGAUGGUACCGGUUUGGACAAAUUGAAGCUGAAAGAAGAGGAAAAUUUUAUGGAAUGUGAAGCCACGCCAUCAGGACAAGAACAUAGUAAGGAUGGAAACUCCAAGAAUUUCACUGGUGGACCUUCAAGUUGGGAUCCCUACUCAGAGUCUGUAGAUCCAGAUCUUCUAAAAGCUUCUCUCGCUUCACGGGGACCAUCAGUUCCUCCUAGUAAACCAAAGGAUUCAAGACAUGAGACUAAGCCCAAGGAACCACCACAGGAAAUUAAUACAGAUCUUUCUCCAAUUGACAAGCCUCUAACUGGUGGACAGAGUAACGAAGGUAAGACUCUGAAGGAUGCCGUCAAGCCCAAACAUAAGAGGAGAAAAAAAGUAUCUUCCAAUAACGAAAAUUAAAUUAGUUAAUGAGUUUUUGACUUAUUGCCGUUCAUCUUCAAAGCAUGUGCUUGUAUACCCGUUGAAACUGAGAAUUGAGUUCCAAUGUUCCCAAUUUUGGUAGAAGCAAGGGUUUCAUGUUCUGGCGAAAAGGUCUAUUUAGUAUUGCAAAUAGGAAAAAAGAUGCACAUGCACAUGAAGUUGACUGAACUUUAUAGCCUGUACUUCAUUUUUGUUUCUUCUUGUACGUUGUAAACAUUAGAUUGACAAUUGAAUCUCAAUUAUAUUUCCGCAAUAGAAAUUCCUAAUACUGAGAUAAUAAUAUAUGGGUUUUGUAA